UUGUAGUCUUCUUCAGUGCGUACGUAUUGGCUUCGGGUUUUGAAUUUCUGCUUUAUAAUUUCCAAUAUUCCUUAAGGAUCCGAAUGACAGACGUUUAUUCUUUGGUGAACCCUUUUUUAUGGGAUGCAGCCUGUCCCUUCUGCAUUAGCUCCCGUAUUUGUUUUCCCAAAUACGAUAAAUUUUUAUAUGGGAGACCAAAAAUCUCAUAAGCAAGUACUAACAAUUUACAACGUUUAUGAAACAGCUGUACGGUUCAGAGUUCUAAGCACCGCACCUGAUAAGUAUAAUGUCGUGGACUCGGAGGGUUCCAUAAAACCCCAUUGUUCAUUGGACAUUGUCGUGCGCCAUAAGGAGGUCAGACCUGCUAAUUGCAAUGUGUCUGACAAAUUCCGAGUGGAAAUAUUAGAAUACUCCACUAAAAAGGUGCUAGGAAGAAAAGACAUCCCAGCUACACUAAAUUCAGGGCUUCCUGAUUCAUUAGAAACUUUAGAUGAAACCAGGAGCUCUGAAAGAUCCAGCUUAGAGUCGCGGCAGUCGUUCAGGGAGAGCUCUGCUAGAGAACUCACAGUUAGAGGAAGGAGCGGCCCUAACACGUUUAUUGUCAUCAUUGGACUUAUAUGCAUCACUGGCCUGUUGAUGCCAAAUGAAGAUGAAGCCGGCGGGUUUUCGAUUCAGCUGUCUUGCCACAUGAAGCUGGUUUUGGCAUAUGUACUCGGUUUGGUGACAAUGGUUAUAUUACAGUCCUAAUGAUUUUACUUCAUUUGCCUCUAUGAGGUUAACUUAAUUUUUUUAUCGAUUUUUAACAUCCUAUCUCUUAUUUUUAGUUUGUUGGGUGAUUUUUUAUAUAUAUUUAUUCGUGUGAAUGUAUUAUAGUCAAAAAAACGAAAGACUUAAUUUUUAAUUAUAAGUUAAAUUUGUGGCUGUAAGGUGCUAUAAAAAAGCCAUUUUAUCUUUGUUAAUUUUUUUUUAAUUUUAUCAAUCAAAAUAUAUUGUUUUUAAAGAUUUUAUAUGUCUUCCAGAGUGACAAGAAGUUUAAUAUGUAUGACUUUUUAUUUAAUUUUAAGACAGUUUAAAAUUAUAUUUGAUUAUAAUUAUGGAAUUCUUAAACUUUCCUUUUGUUUCUAUAAGUUGCAAUGUGUAAUCAAAACAUUAAGUCUACUAGGGUGAGCAUUUAAAGCUGCAUUUUCGCAAACCGCAAAACAAAAAAAAAAUUAAAACAAGCGAUUUGAAAACUAUUUUCUAUAUGCAAAAUUUAACUUUAAUAAUAUCCACAGAUUUUAUUAUUUAGCUUCUGAGCUAUGCAAUACUAUUACACCUAUCCAAAAUGGAAGGGACACUGCUCAAAAAAUGUGGUUUAAUUGAAACCGAUAUUAGCCACAUCAUUUGACCACGAUAAAUGAAAAACAGGGUACUUGUUUGUUAUACAUUGUACAAAAAAAAAUAUAUACAGUGCAAUCUCUGUGAUUCGAAUAUAUUGCUGCAGAGAGAUUUUUGAAUUACGGAGAGUUUUCAGGGAAAAUAUUAUAAAUGAGAAUAAAUAAAAAAUUAUAUUGAAUACUAAAUGAUUGACCAUAGGAUAAUAUCGAGGAAAGAGAUGGUCCGGGAAUGGUGGUGACAAAAAAACGUAAUAUAGUGUAAAAACUAAUUUAGGGUCUUUUGCUCAUUAGCCUCACCAGUUACUUUUUAAAUAUGAAAAAGUAACUAUUAUAGAAAAGGAUCAGUUACAUUUGAAUCAAUAUUGUUAUUUUUCUAUUAUAUAAACAUCUGUUAACAGAUGAUAUUUUAUAUAAUUAAAGAAAACACAUAUCCUGAUAAAACUUAAAGCCUUACUUCUCUUUGUUAUUCAAAAUAGAGUAUAUCCUAAACAUUUGAAAGUUAACCUAUAUCAAAAAUACACGUAGUAUACUUACAAUAAACCGUCAGUAUAUAUAAAUAAUAUUUGUGAAUAUGAAAACAAUAUUGUGAUUUGUUUUGUUGAAUCUCAAUAUCCACAGAAAAUAUAAAUUAUAAACAGUCGAGAAAAUAUUAUAACCUAAACACAUGAUUCCUGUUAAAUCUUAAAAACAUGUGAUCUCUUCAUUAUUCAAACUGUAGUAUAACCUAAAGUAUUUCACUUUGCUAACUAAAUGAAUCUCUGUUAACAGAUAAAUCUGUUGUUAUUAUAGAAGAAUAACAACAUUGAUUGAAACGUAACUGAUACUUUUCUAUAACAGUUACUUUUUCCUAUUUAAAAAGUAACUGGGGGGGUUAAUGUGCAAAAGACUAAAGAGACUCAUGAAUUGUUUCAUAAGAUACAUUUUCAGGAUCCCCAGGCGUUCACAUUUUUCGCUCUGGUACACCGAGUUGAAGUGGCUUUAUCCUACCUCCCGACGACAAUUCCUCCUUGUUGUUUUCCUUUUCCAAGUCUUCAGAACCAAAAACCCUCCCCACAUCCUGGAACUCCUUACUUUACGCUCCUCUAUCCACUCUCUCAAUACUAGGUCUCAACCUAUAGACUUAUAUAUUCCCUCCCAUAAAACUUCCUCCUUCAGCAAAUCCUUCGUCAUUCGUGCUGCUUCCUUAUGGAACUCACUUCCUACCUCCAUGCGUCAAUUCUUGUCCACAAAUUCCUUCAAACAACUCCUGUUCCAACACCUACUCCACAUUCAAACUUCCCCUAACAUGUAAAAUUACUUGCAUCUGUACAAUGUUUAAUUUCAAUCUAUUGUACAAUUGAAAUAGCAAUUAACAGUAAAGUAGUUUGUAUUUUUAUUAUGUCAGACUAAGAUCCAUAAAUUUGUAACUCUGUUAUUAUUCUUAGGGGACAGUAGUCCCAGAAUAAAAUAAGUUUUUCAUUUCAUUUCAAAGACCGCUAUUUUAUUUUAAGACGUUUGACCCAACUAUCCAGGUCUUUACAGACGCUUAUUUGUUGUGAAUACCGUAUUAUCUAAUUGAAGCGUCGUUAAUGUAAAUUUAUAGCUAAAAUAAUAAUUUUAAAUUAUUUUUGGCCCAAAAUCUUUGUUAAGGUUAGGUUAGCAUAUUUGUGAUUCUAUUGUUUGUCAUUUCAACCGUUGUGUUGAACCCUUUUUUUUUCCCUUUCCUGCUACUUAACA
Molecule: messenger RNA, 3092 nt
Organism: Nezara viridula (southern green stink bug)
Lineage: Eukaryota; Metazoa; Arthropoda; Insecta; Hemiptera; Pentatomidae
Source: the annotation of a GenBank genome assembly